AUGGCCUCGACCUAUGAUCUUGUGAAUUAUGACUCUGACGAGGAGAGAGAGAAGUAUCCCCAAAUCCCCGGCUCCAAUCUCGCUUCUGCUGCUUUCUUUAUGGCUGGGCUGUUGGACCGAGCUGGGAUUCCUUAUGGGCUGAUGGGUGGUCUUGCGGUCUCAUACUUGGGAGGUAAACGUGAGACCAGAGACGUUGAUAUGGCAUUUCAAGCACCUGGAAAGAUGCGAGACAUGUGGAGAAUUGUGGAGGCCGAACCGCGUUUGAUCAUUCCGAACACCAGAUUGAUCAGUAAUAUUUUGAAGGUAUUCGUCCGCACUGGCCCGGGUUACGACAACUGCGUGGUGGCAUUGCCUGUAGAGGUUGACCUUAUCGAAAGUGGUAAGCGUGGCUAUACGAAGCAUGUUCAAUCCCUUCUCACCAAAAACAAAAUCUAG
Aspergillus costaricaensis CBS 115574 is the source of this 435-nucleotide messenger RNA. RefSeq lists its product as uncharacterized. The record is from RefSeq and is a predicted model, not a curated record. Bases 1 to 435 code for a protein of 144 amino acids. NCBI's taxonomy places the organism in Eukaryota, Fungi, Ascomycota, Eurotiomycetes, Eurotiales, Aspergillaceae. The transcript has 2 exons.